This is a messenger RNA of Tyto alba (common barn owl), 2851 nucleotides long. RefSeq names its product establishment of sister chromatid cohesion N-acetyltransferase 2 (gene ESCO2). Gene Ontology annotation, molecular function: protein-lysine-acetyltransferase activity. The record is from RefSeq and is a predicted model, not a curated record. NCBI's taxonomy places the organism in Eukaryota, Metazoa, Chordata, Aves, Strigiformes, Tytonidae. Gene Ontology annotation, biological process: mitotic sister chromatid cohesion. Gene Ontology annotation, cellular component: nucleus; chromatin. The transcript is spliced from 11 exons. Bases 63 to 2105 code for a protein of 680 amino acids.
GGGUGGGCGGAGGGGGCUAGAAGGCGCGCGGGUUGGAAGGCGCGGGAGGGUCGGUGGCCGAGAUGGCGCUGAGGUGCUCUGGUGAAGACAUGGCAGCUGUUACCCCACUGAAAAGGAGCCGUAGUUUUACUGAUACCAAUGGUUCAGCCUUAGCCCUUGAGACUCCCGUGAAAAAAAUUACAGGCUUUGCUGAAGGCCUGUCUCCACUCAAGACAUCAAGAAAUAAUUGGUUUGCUUCUGAAAUAAAAUGGUCAUCUAGCUCCAGCGAUGAGAUGAGAGAAAAUGAGGCUGUCUCAGUGAAGCCAGUGCUGCCGAGGAGGCUGAUUAUUUCACCCCUUCAGGCAGCCAAUGUACCCACAGCCACGCAGAAGGAGUCCCCAAGGAAAUUAUCCCUGGAGCCCACUUCCUCGUGCAAGCCCAUUCUGCCUGUGGUGUCUUUUUAUAGCAAGGAAAAGCGAUACCUUACCCCUCUUGAGAGGAAACAACUGAAAGAGAACCACUCUUUGGGUGAGAGGAACAGGGAUGAAAAUCUCCCAGCUGCCAGCAGGACUAAGAAGACGACUGUGAACUUGAGCAGGAACACAAGCGCGAAGCCAACCAAGCGCACAACCAGCUCCAAGCAUGGCAAAACUGCCCCCCAAAAGCUUAAGAAGGCAAAGGGAGAUGUACCACCGGGAAAAGGCAGCGUGGAGAAAGAGAAUGUGAACUGCCUAAUUAAAAAGAAGAUGGAUUCACCCUUCAGAGUCCUAAGCAUGACAGUUAAACCAGCCCUGAAACUCCAGGCGGGAGCAGCGUUCUUCUCUGCCAGGAAGAAAUCUCACUCUAAAAAAACAGUUGUAGACACUAAGUCGCUCCCCAAACCCCUGAAAAAUGAUCGGGCUGGACCACCACCAGCUAAAAAGUCUAAUUCAGCUGAUGGAAACAAAAUUCUCGAGGUGGGUGGUGUACUGAGGAGUAGUUCUGUGCCUCAGACAAAGGAAAAUGAAAACAGGGAGGACUUUACAGGCUGUGUAAAUCGAGAGGAAGAUGCGGCACGUGAAGGAAAACCAUCUCCGCGGAAAAGUAGCAGCACCUCUGGUUCGUUUGGUACUUCCAAGUCUGCAGUCACAGGAGAUGGCGAUGAAGAAAAUGUGGAUGCUGAUGAAAUCAGUUCUUCUACAUCCUGUGAGUCAGAUGAUUGCAUUAUACUUUCAAGCCAAUCUCCACGUAAGGUGAAUAAGCGAGCAACUCCUUCAAAUGCCGUUGUCUACCCCAUAUUCAGUGCACCCCCAGCCAGCAAGAAAAGCAGGACUCAGGCUGCGCUGGGUGAAGCGGCUUCUCGGUUUGCUUCCAGCCCACCUGCAAAACCAUCUCACACCUCGCAGAAAAGCAAGAAGGCGAAAGAGCUCUGCAAGUGCUCCAGAGAUCAGAUGAUCAUUGACGCCGGUCAGAAGCAUUUUGGUGCCGUAGUUUGCAAGUCGUGCGGCAUGAUCUACACGGCCGCGAGCCCGGAGGACGAGGCCCAGCACAUCCAGCACCACGAGCAAUUCCUCGAGGCGCUCCGAUACGUGGGUUGGAAGAAAGAACGGGUCGUGGCAGAGUUCUGGGAUGGGAAAAUUGUACUGAUUCUUCCCGACGACCCCAAAUACGCCGUCAAGAAGGCAGAAGGCAUCCGAGAAAUUGUCGAUAGCGAGCUGGGAUUUAAGCAGGUUUCUCUGAGCUGCCCAGCCAAGACUAAAAUCUACUUGUUUGUGUCCAACAAGAAGAUGGUUGUUGGGUGCUUAGUGGCUGAAUCAAUCAAACAGGCUUUCCGGGUGCUGUCUGAGCCGGGAGCUGCCCCGUCCCCGGGCCAGGAGGCCCUGGAGCACCACCGGGCUUGGUGCUGCUCCACGGAGCCGCAGCCCGCCGUCUGCGGCAUCAGCAGGAUCUGGGUGCUGGGCCCCAGGCGCGGGAAGGGCAUCGCCCGUCGCAUGGUGGACGUGGUCAGGAGCACGUUCAUGUACGGCUGCUACCUGAGCACCAGCGAGAUCGCCUUCUCCGACCCCACGCCGGACGGCAAGCUGUUCGCGACGAAAUACUGCCAAACCCCCAACUUCCUCGUCUACAAUUUCAUUUGCAGCAACUGAUUCGACUCGAUUCCGAGGUUUGUUGAAAUCAUCGGAGGUGAUUUGCCGGUUUAAGAUAACACUCAAGCGUUGUUACCUGGCUAAAGGCUGUUUUCCUGCUGAGCGCCGGUUCUUCCCCCGGGGAGCAAGCUGGGGGAGACUGUGUCACUUUGUGUACAGAGCUGUGUUCUAUUUUAGUGUAUGCCGUGGAACUUUGCUCGGGUUUCAGGGAGGUUUGGUUCUUCCGAAACUACAUUUUUAUUGCAAGUAACUUAAUUUUGUUGAAAGAUUUAAUUAAUAUAAAGAUGGCUGGUUUCUCCCUGAGCUGUGACCAUGUAGUUCUGAGCUCUCGGCGGUGUGUGUGUGUGCUGUGGAAGGAGGGCUGGCAGCCUUAGUACAUGCAGUUGUUAAAUUGAUGCACAGAGGAGUAAGAGAUGUCUUAAAACGAUUGACUGGUGGCAGGCUUUUCCCCAGCGGGCAAGGUGUGUAGUGCUGCUGGGGAAGCUGUCACGGAGGUUGCCUGCUCAAUAAAAUGUGUGAAGUGCUGCUUGCUCCAGCUUGUUUCCAUGUCCAGGAGAGAUGCGGGAAGGCUUCCACCGCUCUCCUGAUUUGAGGAAUUCAGAGAAGGUGGCAGCAGGGGCUGAAACAGAAGCUGAGGGCUGCCUGGGAGCAGGACAAAUGUGUUGUGGCUUCUGUCUCCAACCAGCUGUGGGCAGGAAUUUCCCCAACCAGCUGGCUUUUUGUUAAUAAAUUCCCAAGAGGCUGGU